AUGGGGCUCGCUUCCCGUUUUCUCCGCAUUCCGCGGCCAGAGUCCUUUCUCCAUGUGAUGAGCUUAGAGACCGGUGCUUCAUUGAUCACCUUGUCGCUACUUUUGAAUAAAAUCAGUGGCUUUUAUGGCCUGCUGGCCCUCUUGACCGGCUACCACCUGUCCCCCGUACAACUGUCAAUGUACCUUUGGUCCCUCGUCGCCCUUGCACUCGCCGCACUCCUGUUCCCACACAUUCGCAAACAGUCGCCUCUACAAUGUCUCGCUCUCACCUACCUCUAUGUUUUCGAUAGCCUGAUUAACGCCGCAUACACUGCCGCCUUCGGUGUGACUUGGUUCUUGGUAGUAUCGCAACAUUACGACAGUGGCAAAGCCACGGGUCCAGGGGGCGACACGAUCGCCCAGACUGCUGGCUUCACCAGCCCCAAGUACGAUGCCGCCUACGUCGAAAUCCAGAACACAAAAGAUGGAAACAACUUCGUCGCCCAUCCCCCGCGUGCCGCCGAAGAUCUCAGCAAUGUCGUCCUCCAGCCCGAGAGUAUUCCGAGCAUCAUCUUCAUCGCCCUUUUGUGGGCCAUCCGCGUCUACUUUGUUCUAGUGAUGCUCGCUUUCGCACGCCAGGCCCUCCGUCUCUGGGUGGCAGUUCCCCGGCACACCCAACUCCCGACCCACAGCCGCAACGUUUCAGUCGCCAGCGUCGCCGAUAUUGAUCGAGAGCCUUUCUCCCCCUAUAGCCCCGAAGGUCAGGGCUGGCAGGGCAAACUCGGUCGCAUAAUGGUCAGCAUCGGCCACAGCUAUUGGCUUGGCGAAGAGGAGGACGGCAACUGGCUCAGUGGCAUCAACCACAAGUUCCGCCGUUCGAACAACACGGAGCUGCCUGGUGCGCUGGAAAGAGAGAGGAGACGACGUUCUGGAACAGGACCUCCACAACCGUCGCCAUCUAUUGUUCGAUCUACCGUCCUUCAGCAGCCAAUUCCUGAGAAUUCACCUGGUGGCAUGAAUGUCAAGAUGCAGGAUUGGAACGCACCUCGAUAA
Penicillium robsamsonii is the source of this 1032-nucleotide messenger RNA. RefSeq names its product inositol phosphorylceramide synthase regulatory subunit KEI1. Gene Ontology annotation, biological process: inositol phosphoceramide metabolic process. Bases 1 to 1032 code for a protein of 343 amino acids. Gene Ontology annotation, molecular function: inositol phosphoceramide synthase regulator activity. Gene Ontology annotation, cellular component: inositol phosphoceramide synthase complex; Golgi membrane. The record is from RefSeq and is a predicted model, not a curated record. The transcript is spliced from 2 exons. Lineage: Eukaryota; Fungi; Ascomycota; Eurotiomycetes; Eurotiales; Aspergillaceae.